This is a messenger RNA of Suillus paluster, 1204 nucleotides long. Its product is annotated as mitochondrial NAD-homo-isocitrate dehydrogenase LysB. The record is from RefSeq and is a predicted model, not a curated record. The coding region runs from base 58 to 1128 and encodes 356 amino acids. Lineage: Eukaryota; Fungi; Basidiomycota; Agaricomycetes; Boletales; Suillaceae. Gene Ontology annotation, cellular component: mitochondrion. Gene Ontology annotation, biological process: tricarboxylic acid cycle; isocitrate metabolic process. The transcript is spliced from 9 exons. Gene Ontology annotation, molecular function: magnesium ion binding; isocitrate dehydrogenase (NAD+) activity; NAD binding.
CUCUUGCGAAUUAUCCUGUUCUUUCCACCAACGCCUACCGUCUAACGAACUAAUACCAUGGUAUUCAGAGCACCCAUCCGUUCAAUGGCAACGGCUACCCGGCAGUCGUUAAAAAUCGGGAUGCUCCCAGCUGAUGGGAUUGGAAGGGAGGUUUUACCUGGUGCAAAAGCUGCCAUUCUGGCUCUUGGAUCUUCCAUACCGAAGCCAGAGUUUAUCGACUUACUGGCUGGUUUCGAGUACUUCACCAAAACGGGAACCGCACUUCCUGAUGAAACUGUGGAGGUGUUGAAAAAUGAAUGUGAUUGCGCACUUUUUGGGGCUGUCAGCUCUCCAUCUCAAAAAGUGGCUGGGUAUUCAUCACCAAUUGUUGCACUUCGCAAAAAGAUGGAUCUAUACGCCAAUAUUCGGCCAGUGAAAUCAGUUUCUUUUAAUCCCGAAGAGAAGCCAGGCGUAGACCUUGUUGUCAUUCGCGAAAACACCGAGUGCCUGUACGUCAAGCAGGAAACACAGACCGUCGGGGAACACGGCAAGGAGGCCCGGGCUACUCGCCUCAUUACAGAACGGGCUUCCCGCCGAAUUGGUGAGAUGGCCUUCAAAAUGGCAUUGGAGCGCCCUCGUAAGCAUCUGACCGUAAUUCACAAAUCGAACGUCCUUUCUGUCACUGAUGGCCUGUUCCGCGAGACGGUUCGUGCGAUACCAACGUCGCCUGGUGUAGAUGGCAAGUAUGAUGGUGUAACAAUUGCCGAGCAGCUUGUAGAUAGUGCUGUGUACAGAAUUUAUGACGUGAUGGUCGCCCCCAAUCUCUACGGCGACAUCCUUUCGGAUGCAGCAGCAGCGUUGGUGGGGUCUCUUGGCCUAGUGCCUUCUGUCAAUGCAGGAGAUUCGUUUGUAAUGGGCGAGCCCGUCCACGGCUCUGCACCAGAUAUCGCCGGACAAAAUAUCGCUAACCCUUUGGCAGCCAUUCGCUCAGCGGCAAUGAUGUUGCGUCAUAUAGGAUAUGGAGAUGGUGCAGAUCGGAUUGAAAGGGCUGUGGACUCUGUUCUCAGGGAAGGCAAGGUUCUAACACCUGAUCUGGGUGGCAAGAGUAAGACAAGUGAAGUUGUGGAUGAGGUGACGAAGCGGAUAUAACGGUGUAGCUGAAUUGUAACCUUAUGUUAAGGUUAGGGGUUGAUAUAUUAAUUAAAAAAGGAGAUUUGUUCCCACA